Molecule: messenger RNA, 2553 nt
Organism: Rotaria sordida
Lineage: Eukaryota; Metazoa; Rotifera; Eurotatoria; Philodinida; Philodinidae
Source: the annotation of a GenBank genome assembly
AUGUCGUCUCACUCAUUGGAAAAAUAUAAAAAAUUACUUGCAAAGGAGCCACAAGUUAAUGAUAAAUAUGUAAUUAUUGAUGUUAAAUGGUUGGAACAUUGGAAACGCUAUGUUGGUAUCGAAAAAUCAGAUGAAGAAAAAGUCACUGAACCAGGUCCAAUAGAGUUUUCAAAAUUAGUCGAUCCAGCAACAGCCAAGAAUUCAAAUGAAAUACAACUUCGUUCAGAUGCUGUCGAAGGAAAUGAUUAUACUUUUAUUCCAUAUGAACUCUAUAAAGACUUAGUACAGACAUAUGAACAAAAUGGUCCCGAAAUAAUUCGUAAAGCAAUUCCACAAGGUGAAUAUUCAGCUGUAAUUGAAACAUUUCUUGUACCAUUACGACUUCGUGAAUCAAGAUCUUCCGAUGCUAAAGUAAAACAAAUCUAUCGUAGUCGUCGAACUAAAAUAGAAGAAUUAAAAAAGGAUAUUUGCAAUGAAUUUCAUAUUACAGGAAAUUCAAACUAUAGUUUAUAUGCAUCAACGGAUGAAAAAGGCUUAAAUUGGAAACUUAUUGAUGAACGAUCAGAUUUAACUAUUGAUGAUAUUAUUUUAACAAGAAAUGCAUUUAUUACAUAUGAAUCCCGAGUAGUAUCAGCACAUAAUGCUUCUUCAUCUUCUUCACCAAGAAUAAAUUAUACCCUUGGAUCUUCAUCAAGAACACAUUUCACUCCUGGACUAUGUGGUUUAUCAAAUUUGGGUAACACCUGUUUCAUGAAUUCAGCUUUACAAUGUUUAUCAAAUGUUCCAGCAUUAACAGAAUAUUUUCUUUCUGAUAAAUAUAAAGAACAUAUAAAUCGUGAUAAUCCAUUAGGAAUGAAAGGUGAUGUUGCUCUAGCAUAUGGUGAAUUAAUACAUGAAAUAUGGUCAGGUAAAACAAAUUAUUGUGCACCAGCAUCUUUGAAGAAAAAUGUUGCACGUUAUGCACCACAAUUUAGUGGUUAUGCACAACAAGAUUCACAAGAAUUUAUGUCAUUUUUACUUGAUGGUUUACAUGAAGAUUUAAAUCAUGUUAAACAAAAACCAUAUGUAGAAAAAAAAGAUGAUGAUGGAAAAGCUGAUGAUUUAACAUUAGCUGAUGAACAAUGGGAUUAUUAUCGAAAACGAAAUCAAUCGAAAAUUCAUGAUAUAUUUCAUGGGCAAAUAAAAUCUAUUGUACACUGUCUAACGUGUGGUACAGCAGCACGUACAUUUGAUCCAAUCUGUUUUCUAAGUUUACCAUUACCAGGCAAAGGAAAAAUACGAACAUUUAAAAUCGAAUUUGUUCGUUUAAAUGGACAAAUUAAAACUUAUGAGAUUAAAUGUGAUGAACAUGGUCGUGUACGUAAUUUAGUUCAAGAAUUUUGUGAUCGUUUUCAACAGAAAAAGAAAAAAAUUAGUGAAACUGUACCUAUGGAGACAGAUAAUAUAUCAAAAUCCGAUGAAAUUAAUCAAGAUGAAGAAGAGGAAGAUGAAGAAGAAGAUUUUACAAAAGCAUCAGAUUAUGAUGGACAUCAACCUAAACCAGAAUAUAUUUUAGCUGCUGAAAUUUACAAUCAUCGAAUUCAUUUACAAUAUCCAGAUAAUAAUUUGUUAACAAGUAUACUUGACCGUGAUCAAGUUGUUUUUUAUGAAGUACCUGAUUCAUUAAAAAUAGCAGAUAGCGAGAAGAUUUUAAUGCCAUGUACUUUUCGAGAUGAAUAUUAUCAUAACAAUUUUGGUUUACCUAUUUAUCUCAGUGUACCAAGACAUAACUGUAAAGGAAGAGAUAUUCAAGAAGCAUUGCAAAAAAGAAUUGGUGAUUUUCUUCCAUUACCUUCAACGGAAUCAUCAGAUAAACCAUUUUAUAAUGCUGUAUUGAUAACUAGUCAAGGUUAUGGCCAAUCAAAUAAAUUAUUAAAAGCAUGUCUUGAUGAUCAUAUCGAUUUUUCUCGUAAAAGUACAUCACUUGUUGUUGAUGUUACAUCAUCAAUUGUUGAAAAAUAUAAAAAACAAGAAGAUGAAAAACGUUCCGAAAAAGAUCAUACUUCAUCAAUUACUUCUGGUAUUCAAACACGUAGUCAACAAAAACGAUCAACAACAUUACUAGAUUGUUUUAAAUAUUUUACAAAAAAAGAAGUAUUAUCCGAUGAUGAUCUAUGGAAAUGUCCAAAAUGUAAUACAUUAAAAAAAGCUACAAAAAAAAUUGAUUUAUGGCUUUUACCAAAAGUUUUAAUUGUACAAUUAAAACGUUUUAAUUAUACUCGUUAUUUUCGUGAUAAAAUUGAUUUAUUAAUUGAAUGUCCACUACAAAAUUUAGAUUUAUCACAAUUUGUUAUAAAUCCAAAUGAAAAAGCGAAAGCAAAAUAUAAUUUAAUUGCUGUUAGUAAUCAUAUGGGUGGUUUAGGUGGUGGACAUUAUACAGCACAUGCGAAAAAUUCUAAUGAUAACAAAUGGCAUACAUUUGAUGAUUCAUAUGUAUCAGAUGUUAAUGACGAUAAUGUUAUUGGUAAAGCAGCUUAUGUUCUUAUUUAUCAACAACAAGAACAACAAUCAUAA